AUAACUGUUUUCGCCUGAGGAUGAACGUAUGUGUAAACUUCUUUGCCAGCAGGCGCGUUGGCUUAUUUAUAUGAUGUUAGCUUGUUAUUUUAUCGCAUCAUCGCGUUUAUUGCGGUCUGUGAGCGCUUUACGACGAUACCAUGGCUUUAUAACAUCACGUAAUGCAGUUAGUUGCCAUUUGGAGUCUAUAAUGGCUGGUAAACGUGCCGCCGUUAAACGCGGUGGAAUCCUUCCGCAGAGGAAGCGUCUGUCUACUGGCAUUGACAGUGAGCAAUCUGCCAUUGAUGAUAAGGAAUCCAAUGAGCGCCUGUUAGAGCUAUCGAAGCAAUUUGGUGCUAAACCGGAAUUCAAUCGCCAUAUUUAUGAUGACGACCACGUCAUGAUGACCUAUAGAGUUCUCCUUCGUGACUCUAGGUACAAGGUAGACUUAGACGUUGACAUGGAGGGUACUCAUGCCGUCGGUAGAUAUACAUUUUCUAAGGACGGUAGUGAGGUUACCAGUGGUGUCGUGGUAUCGACCAAUAAGAAGAGCGCACAGAGAAGUGCCGCUCGUCGUAUAUUAGCACACGUGGAUGCCCCUAAUACAGAUCAGUUAAUGGAGAUAACGAAAUGGAUAGUAUCUAGCCACAAGAGGAUCACUGGCGUCAAGGAAUCUGUGUUAUCCGACGAGUUUGGUCCAUCAGGUCACGUCGUCACUAUGAAGUGGACUAUUGCCGAUAAGGAAUUCGUUGGUCAGGGUACAUCUAAUUCUUUAACGCUUGCGGGUAUGUAUGCCUCUCAGGAACUAUAUUGCCUUACUCUACACCUUGCUACUACAUCCGCUGUAGCUGCUCUUUCAUCCAUGAAGAAACCAAUGUCAGGUGAUCUGAAAGCUAUAACUGAACCCAACGCCACGAAUAACCAUGAAACGGUACCUAAGGCACCCAGUGCUCUCAUGAAAUCUUCUGAGUUAUCCAAGGAGGAUGCUGCUCAGAUGAUCACCAUUAGAUCUAGUAUAGCAAACAGGAUGAAAAUCACCCAGGAAGAAUCUGGUAAGGCCGUUCCAGGUGGAUUUGAAUGGACACUACUCUGGCAAUGGGAAGGUACUGACAAAACAGUGGAGAAAAAGGUAACUAAGGGUUACGGCCUUAGUAAAACUGCUGCAAAGGCUGCUGCCAGCAAGGCUAUGCUUGUUGAUAUAGGGUUUAUAGAUGAAAUCACUGCUGAGGAGAGUGCUGAAGCCAGCUCUAUUCGUAAUGUCAUACCCAAGAACCUUGGUGAGGCCGUUAAAAAAGCAGUUCCCUUCAUUGCCCGGACCAACUGCAGUGUUUGGCGUUUAUUCCUUCCCCAAUUAAUGGACGCCAUAGUCUAUCAAUGUGACAAUUCCUUGAUGAAGCCAAUAUUAGAUGUCAUAGUGAAGGCUGACCUCGAAUUACCUUCUGACAUAUGGGACUCCUUACUAUACAGUGCCUAUUCCGCUAUUGACGAAACUUUUUGUCGGACUAUACUCCAUGGAAUAAAAAAUCUCAAGCUUGAUCCCAAUUACUUUUUAUCUCCCAAGGCACAGGCGUACUACCAAAAGCAGAGCUGGCUCCUGGCAUUGGAAUUCAAUGCAGAGAACUGUGCCAAUAUUACAUCGCUAGAGAGUAGAUCAGGGAAGGACGUGGUAUCCAUUGUCGGUAACCUGGUUCGUACUCAGUUACCCCUGCUGUUCCUCCAGGGUGAAUCUACUGCGGAAUACUUGAAAAAUUCACUAAAAGAGGACGAUUUGGUAUUACUCGUACCUAGGGACACCACAUAUCAAUGGGGUCGCGGCAUACUGUGUAUCCUUACGAAGCACAAGAACGAGAACCAAUCUAUCAACAUAACUUGUAAGGUCAUUCGCAAUUUAAAUCCGGAGACUAGUGAUAGUAUAUAUUCAGAAGCAACUUUUGGCGUAUUCCAUGUGAACAGCUCCAUCACCAACAAGCGCAUGAUGCAGGCUCUGAUGUCAAUAACCCACCGAAUGAUGCCUUUAAAUUCUUCCAACACCCCGUAUUACUACGACAAGGAACUAUUGAAACUAAUAGUGGAGCGUGAGCCUCAGAGUGUCAAGGAGGUUGAUUGCAGCAAUCUACCGCUCAGCACUCGCAUCCCAUUAACCGAUACCCAGGCUGCUGCAUGUCGAUAUGCACUAUCCCAUCCACUUACCUUAAUUCAGGGUCCCCCUGGUACCGGUAAAACACAGGUUGCUUGUGCUAUCAUCGACUGUUUGAUUCGGAAGACUAGUGAGAAGAUUCUUGCCGUUGCAGACUCCAAUGUCGCCGCUGACAACUUGAUAGAGGGCUUAGAUCGUCGUGGCAUCCAGGCACUGAGGGUUGGCUUUGGUUCAGAAUCGCUACUGCAAGAGGAAUCGCUGAAACGAUGCACUCGGUACGGCAGGUACCGGUACCUAAGGGAAUCUGGUAUGCACAAGGAGGCCAACUCCAUGCGCGUAUUGAUGAUACUAGACGCCAUAAAGACGCAUCAGGUGAUCAUUGCUACUUGUGUAGGUAGUGGUAACGACGUACUUGCUGGUUAUUCAUUUCCCUACGUCAUUAUAGAUGAAUGUGCCCAAUCCAUUGAGCCUAGUAAUCUGAUACCCAUUGGCAAAGGGUGUCGUCAGCUAGUUCUUAUCGGUGACCAUAUGCAACUUCGACCUACUAUAAUCUCAACCGAGGCUGCUAGUGAGGGUUUGUCGUCAUCAUUACUAGAGAAUCUAGUUAACGCCAACGUGGGUAAAGUACACCUACUGGAUGUCCAGCGCAGGAUGCAUCCCUCUAUAUCAGAGUUUCCCAAUAAUCAAUUUUACAAGGGCCUGAUUACUGACGCUAUAGAAGAGAACAGUCGGAACCCUAUAAAGGGUUUCGAAUGGCCCAGUCCUGCGUACAACAUCGCUUUUAUAGACGCCAGUUCAGGUGGCCCUAACGGUCAAUUUGAAUCAGUGGUUGGUACAUCGCGGUCAAAUGCACUGGAAGUGGAGAUAAUCCUAAUGCUACUAAAGUCGUUCCUUGACGCCGGGGAUGUACGCGAGUCUGAUAUUGGCAUUUUAACUGCGUACGACGCCCAAAAGUGGCAACUCAGGCGCAAGGUGAAUCAGAUGUUCGGCAUUAACGCCCAGGCUAUUGAGAUAGACUCUGUUGACGGUUUCCAGGGUAAGGAGAAGGAACUCAUUCUAUUCUCUGGUGUGCGGUCAAACAACCAUAAGGAUAUUGGUUUUUUGAAAGAUCCCAGGCGUAUGAAUGUUAUGUUAACUCGUGCUCGCAGGGGACUGAUUGUUGUGGCGGACAAAUUCACUAUUAUGAACGAUAUAUCUAACUGGCGUCGUUAUAUGGACUAUAUAACGGACCGCGUCUUGGAUAUUCAUAUUUCUCAGCUUAACAAACACCUCCAUACGCCAUCACCUCAGCUAGAGUCCAUUGUGAGUCGGGCUAAAACUGGUAAAUACCCUUGAUUUAGCUAUGUGAACAUAUAUUCAUAAUGCAAUAG
Molecule: messenger RNA, 3486 nt
Organism: Babesia bovis T2Bo
Lineage: Eukaryota; Apicomplexa; Aconoidasida; Piroplasmida; Babesiidae
Product: AAA domain family protein
Exons: 6
Coding region: 29-3451 (1140 amino acids)
Biological process (GO): regulatory ncRNA-mediated post-transcriptional gene silencing
Cellular component (GO): cytosol; P granule
Molecular function (GO): helicase activity
Source: RefSeq, a predicted model, not a curated record